Messenger RNA from Conger conger (European conger), 798 nucleotides. RefSeq names its product posterior neuron-specific homeobox (gene pnx). Gene Ontology annotation, molecular function: DNA-binding transcription factor activity, RNA polymerase II-specific; DNA binding. The record is from RefSeq and is a predicted model, not a curated record. The transcript is spliced from 2 exons. Lineage: Eukaryota; Metazoa; Chordata; Actinopteri; Anguilliformes; Congridae. Bases 1 to 606 code for a protein of 201 amino acids. Gene Ontology annotation, biological process: regulation of DNA-templated transcription.
AUGCCGCCUGAAAAGCAACAGCUUAUUCCGAAAACUUCUUUUACUAUUGCAGACAUUUUAGAUCCUACCAAAUUUAACGGAAGACUAGAUUGUUCAGCCCCAGGAGAAGCUGAUGCAGGGACCAUUGACGAUGUUACAGCGCAUCGCAAUGGAAGGUCAGAAAUGAUGUACAGCACGCUUGAUGCCAGGGCAGUGGAGAAUUUAAACUCAAGUGAAACUGAACCUCCCAGCCAAAGCGCCGUCAAGUCAAACUGCAAAUCCAGGCGAAUCCGGACAGCCUUCACACUCGAGCAGCUGCGCGUGCUGGAACACAGCUUCCGCUCCAGUCACUACUUGUCGGUGUUGGAGCGCUACGGCAUCGCUGCAGCCCUCCGUCUAUCCGAAACGCAGGUCAAGAUCUGGUUUCAGAACCGCCGCACCAAAUGGAAGAAAGAGCGCGAGGGGAACGCGGGCGCUGAACAGUUCCAAAGCAGACACUCGCACCUCUCGCCUUCCGACUACCCGAAGACUUUUUCAUGCGCUCCUGCACUGCACUACUACAAGACAAUGCCCCUUUAUCCGCAACCAGCUUUCCUGCCUUCCCCAUUUCAUUACCAGACGUACUGAAAAAAAGGACAUAUUUUCCGUUCAACUUCAAAUCUGUUCCACACGGUAGCCUAUUGUGCCUUGGCUUUUUAUUUCGAAAUUAACUCUUAAUGUACGAAGUACAGAUUAGAGUUUGGGCCCUGAGAAUGAACCACUUGGUGAUGAUCAGGAAUAUAGGCAUUAACUUUCUAUUUUUCUUAAAACGCACCCAAG